AUGCAGUUAACAGCUUACGAAAAUAUUACCCAAGAGAAUAUUAUCUUUAAUGAAGCCAAAGAGUACAAAGUCAAAGAUAGCAAGAUUAAAUACAAACGUAUUCCAAUUGAAGUCAAAUAUCCAAAUAACAAAAAAGGACCACUUGUAGUUGAAUCUCCAGUUCUUUUUAGUUUUGGUGUUAAUGAAAAGAAAAAUCAAGAAACAGGUAAAUUAGUUGGUUAUAGUAUUCCAGUAUGUCUUUGGUCUAAAGAUAGUGAACCUAGUAAUAAAGAAAAAGCAUUUUUUGAUGUUAUUAAUAAUGUAACAACUCUAUCUCAGCAACAUUUAGAGAAUGAAUAUGGACCAGAUUUAGCAUCAUCUCUAUCUUCACCAUUUUACUAUAAACAAAUAGAAUACACAGACAAGAAAGGAAAAAAGAGAACAAAAGUUGAUGAAUCAUCAGCGCCAGUUCUUUACGCAAAACUUAUUUACUCUGAGAAAUCAAAGAAAAUUCUUUCACUAUUUAAAACAAAAGGAAAGAAGGAUUUAAAUCCUUUCAAAUAUAUUAAUCAAUACUGCAAUGUUAAAAUGGCACUAAUAAUUGAAGGAAUAUUUAUUAGUAAGACUGUUACAUCUUUACAAAUAAAAGUACAUGAGUGCUAUAUCAAACCAUUAAAACCUAGGGAGUCUUUACUAACAAUUGAAGAGGAAGAUGAAGAGCAAAGCGAUAUUGAAGAGAUAACUGAUCAAGUAGUUGAAGACUUAAUUUUAUCUGAUAAAGAAGAAGAUGAGUAA
This is a messenger RNA of Porites evermanni, 774 nucleotides long. NCBI's taxonomy places the organism in Eukaryota, Metazoa, Cnidaria, Anthozoa, Scleractinia, Poritidae. The record is from the annotation of a GenBank genome assembly.